This is a messenger RNA of Amphimedon queenslandica, 1104 nucleotides long. RefSeq lists its product as uncharacterized. Gene Ontology annotation, cellular component: extracellular matrix. The transcript has a single exon. Gene Ontology annotation, biological process: cell adhesion involved in heart morphogenesis; larval heart development. Gene Ontology annotation, molecular function: catalytic activity. The record is from RefSeq and is a predicted model, not a curated record. Bases 1 to 1104 code for a protein of 367 amino acids. Lineage: Eukaryota; Metazoa; Porifera; Demospongiae; Haplosclerida; Niphatidae.
AUGUCUCUACUACAAUCCUUUAUAAUAACCUCUGGUAUUGAAAUUCUUGCCUGUACUGAAACGUGGUUAUCACCUUAUGUCUUUAAUGAGGAAUUUCUUCCCCCUGGCUAUUCAGUGUUUCGACAUGAUAGAGAUGGUCGGGGUGGUGGUGUCCUUCUUGCUAUUAGGAACCAUAUUCCUUGCUUUGAGUUGUCCUCUCCCAAAGACCUGGAGCUUGUUACUGUCAAUAUUGGGCUAGUACAUCAAGUCACGUUGUGUGUCCUCUAUCGUCCUCCUAAUGCUUCUCAUGAUUACAAUGUCUCCCUCAGUAAUUAUCUUAAUUGUCUAGCUAUGUCUCCCGGUCGCAUUGUCAUACUUGGAGACUUUAAUGUCCCUGAUAUUGAUUGGGACACCUUGUCUGGCGACUCACCCUUUUCUUUAUAUCUAUGCGAUUUUGUUUUUAAUAAUAAUUUCACUCAGUUGGUACAUUCCCUCACCCACAUUAAAGGCGACAUUCUAGACCUAGUUCUAUCCUCAGAUUGCUUUCUUAUUAAUUGCAUUUCUAUAUCCAAAUCUAUGCCUCUGAGUUCUGAUCAUUAUGCGGUGUUUUUCCGCCUAUGCUGCUCCUCCCCUAGAUACUCUAGGACUUCACUGAACCGCCCUGUUUAUAACUAUGCUAAAGCUGAUUGGGAGGGCCUAGUUGACUACCUUCUUGAAUUCGAUUUCAGUCAAUGUUUUAGUGAUUCUGAUAUUGACACAGUUUGGUCUUGCUUCAAGGACAUCCUGUUGUCAUCAGUUGAAAGGUUUAUCCCACGAGUUAAGAAGCGUUCCUUGUCCUAUCAUUCUGUUCCAUGGCUCAGAGGAGAUCUUCAGCACAACCUGAAUCAGAUCCGCACUCUAAGAAGACGCUACGCCAGAAACCCGACUGACCAUAUAAAGAUGAAACUAGCUAAUGAGGAAGCUGAAUUUACUACUGCCUUUUGUGACGCUAAGUCUAAAUACGAGGAAAGAUUGGUGAAAGAGCAUGGGCAUGAUCAAAGUAAAAUUUAUCGAUAUGUUCGCCAUAUUUCGAAAUCUAGAGAGAUACCCGAGAGUCUAUCAAUUUGGUCCAGAGAAUGCUUCUGA